ACGUACUAAAAAUAAUUUUACGAAAUGUUUGAUUGAUAGCUACGGGCUCGAAUAGCACUCCAGCGAGCAAUUAUUUCGCGCUUAAAGUCACGGAUGAUAUGUUUAAAGGCAGCUCCGAACAGAGCAGUUCGACGGAGGGAAGCCCACUUAGUACAGUUUCUGUUAGCUCAACUACCGAAUCGAAAGUGUCUAUAGUAAGCGUAUGAUUAUUAUCUUGUAAUCACGAUAAUGUAAAAUAAUAUCUCGGUUUAGAUUUCAGAAGACAAGGAUAACUUGUUUCCCGAGAAACAGUCGAUAAUUAAUACGGAUUCUAAUUCUCCAUACGAAAAUCAUAAAUACGCCAAAAUGCACGAAGUAUUGAAACGAAAUUUGGAGAAUCAAGCAAUUAGUUCUCAAGAUUUGCAUGAAUCUUUUGUGGAAUCUGUAAAUUGGCAUGACGACUUUGAUAAUAAUGAAAAUGUCAGAUUGAGUAGAGGACUAAAGGCUAUAAAUGAUACAGUAAUUUCUAGCUCGCAAGAAACUCACGGUCAAAAUAAUAAAUUAGAUGUGGCAGAUGCGAUUAAUAUGAAUUUCGAGUUUCCUCAAGCUUCUUUGCAAACUUUUCACGAUAAUUCAUCGAUAUUAAAAGAUUGGCACAAUAAUUCAAUUGUGGAUUUACUCAAUAUUUUUAACAUUUAUCAUAAUAGAUCUGAUCAAAAUGCUAAAAAUGUUCAAGAAUCAAUUUUAAAUUUGAAUACAGUUAACAUGAAUGGUAAUGAGGAUCUUGAAGCUGCCGAACAAAAGUACGUAAAUCAAACAUCGAGAAUUAGAAGGGCAGCUAUUUUAAAUAAUGCAUUUUACGACGAUGUGAAUCAAAAUCAAGAUGAUUCUGAUACAAAGGACGAAAAUUUGGAUAACCAAUUUCAUUUUUCAAAUAUCCUUGAAAAUCAGCCCGAAUAUCAUAAAUACGCGACUAGAAAUUGGAACGACGAUAUAGAAGAUUUUGAUCGACAUUCGAAAAUUUUCCAAACUAAUAAGAGAAAAAAGAAGUCUGGGAAAAGGAAUAAAAAAAACAAGCACUUGGAGAAACACGGAAAGAAAAGCAGUUCGCGUUCUCCUUCAAAUAGAAACAGAAGGCAUCACACACAUCGAUCCGACAUGACGAAGAACGUUAACCGAGGUGAUUCAAAGCUGAAGCAAAAGAACAAAGCUGAAGCAUCUCCUUUGAUUGGACGCACUAGAAUCCAGAAGAGUAAAACAGCCGAACAAGAUCUGCUUCGCGCAGGAGUGAAUGAGGCAUCGGGCGAAAAAGUGCUUUACGAGAGCGUGGAAGAUCAGAGCACAGUGAAGCCGAAGGAGGACGACGCACGGAGAAAGGAAAUUACAAUGCUCCUCGCAGCCGACAAUAUCGACGACGAGUCGCAGAUGGACGUGGCUCUCCACGGCGAGCUGGCUGGUAAAAUCGUCGAGCAAAUAUUCGAACAGGUUCAACAAAAUGAUCAAUUGAAGAAUGUCUUUGGUCCUGGGCUACACCGCGAUUAUAAAGCAGAAGACGUGAUAGCGGGUAACGUUUAUCGACAAGGACUCGACGAAGAUGGAACCAAUCGCACGGAAACGAUGAUAAAGAGAGUUAUGGAGCUCCUUGGUACAUUAAUCCUAAAUGAAGCGCAAAAAGAAACUUGUGUUCUCUUAUCGCCGGAAAUGCGAGAAUUUUUAGGAUGGAUGUUAGAAGUGGAUCGAGAAGAAUCACUGGAAGAAGCACCACCGUUGCCUUUGAUACGUGAGAAAAUCAUUCCGGAGCAACACUCAGGACAUAAAUUCCUAUUUGACAGCUCUUCCAAGCAAGAAAGAAAAGAAAAUAUUAAUGAUCUAGAGAAAAAAGUGAGAGUAUUGGAAACUCUUGUAAAGAAAUACAAUGCAUUGACAGCAAAAGAGAAAACGAAAGUUCAAGUAGUCCACGAUUAUUUGAUUCGGCAGUUGAAUCUAAUUUUGCAAUAUAUCGAAGCGCGAGAAAGUACAGAAGCAAAAGAUAAACUUACAUCGAUACCUAUUGGAACAGCUAGAACCAAAAUCGGAAAUAUUUUGCAAUAUCAAAGCGCAGUGUCUAAUGCCACUAAUGCAAGCGAUUUGAUAGAAAAAAAUGCAUUCUCUUCAUCAAUCAAUACGCAUAAUCCUUUUCGUUCUAAUAACCUCUUUGAAACGGCAGAUAGGCAGCUCCAUGAUAGUCGUAUUGCAUCUCGUCGUAGAGAAACGCGUAGUCUCGACGAGAAUCUAUCGAAACAACAUUACAAAACAAAACGUCAGAAAUUCCAUAAUCAAAAGAGGAAUAAAAACUACGGAAAUUCAAGGCGAAGACACAAGAAGCAUUUCAAACACCUAGAUCGGGCAGGACUGUCAUCGGGAAAUGGGAAAUCGCGAAAAAAACGCGCAAAUCCCGAAGAGAACAAUCAAGCUUCACUUUAUUAUUUAGGCUAUGAGAAACCAAGAAUUUACGAUUCACUUGAUGUCCUCGAUGUGAAAUUGACAGGGAAGAAAAAGAAGAGGAAACGGGAAUUGGCCGAUAAGGAAAACGUGGCAACCGAGAAUGACAGGAUGCUCGAUUUGUUACCAAUAAAGGGGAAGAAUCGCGUGGAGGACGAAGUGAUGCUGCUCAACAAGCGGGAAGCCUGGAAGAGGGAGAACAAGAAACAGCUGGAGGAGGUCGCCUUUGGCAAAGACAUGAGGAAUAGCACGAGGAGGGAGAGGGAACGAUUCGAGAAAUUGAUGGAAGAAGAUAAACGCAAACCAAUCAAUGAGACGAGUUCCAGAAUGAAGCGAGAGGACAUGAUUCGCGGGACACCAGCCAACAGGAAUACAGAUUGUCUUAAUAAAUUUCAUACAGCAUCCGAAAUUUGUAAUAGUGAAUCACGAAAUCAUUUGAAGUCGAAUAACGCUAAUAACAGCGUAAAGAGCAAGAAUGAAUUAGAAUUAGUUGAGCGAAAAAUUAAUGUUUUCCCGGAUAACAAAACCGAUGCAGCAGUUGAUUCCGCGGUUGCGGAAGUCAGCACACAAGAAAAGUUAGCGACAAACGCGGGAACCAAUAACGAGGUUAAGGGAAAACUUCGUGCUAUAAAUCGCGAGACAAAAAUUGACAAGGCGGGCGGAAGUACGGGCUUCGUAAACUUGACGAGCGACACGAAGCGGGUCUCGAAGGGACGACAGAAAGCUUCGGCAAUGGAAAAAGAAGCAGAUGAUAACACUGUAAAAUUAAAUCGAACGACAAACUAUCGACGUGAGGAAGUAGAUCCUGAAAUCGAACUGAAAAAUCUGAGACAGGGACAAGAGGAAAGAAUUUAUGACGACGCAAACUGGAAGAUGACCGACUACUCUUAUGAUAAUGAUAAUCUAUCUAGAAAUAAAUUAAGGAAAAAUUACGUGACUAAGUUAGACAAACUGGGUGACCUAGAUACAGAUCCCGAGAAUAAUUUGGAACUUCUGAGAUUAAGAAAUAAUAAAUGGUCGAAUGACGUCGUCGAAUGGAAACUGCUGCCAAUAAUAAAAAGAUUACCGCGUUACGACUAUCCUAUUUCAUCGAGAAUAGAAGAAGAAACACCUAUAUUAAGCAAUAUAAAAGAUAUGAAAUUUCAAUCCAACGCUUACUUAAACAAUCCGAAACUUUGGCGAUUAGGACAUCGCAGAAGAAAUGUUUUUAAUAUAUUGCCCAUACUGACAAUAACUAACAAUGAUAAUUUUCCGCGCAGAAUUCAUCGAAAAAUAAAAUCUAAGAUAGCAAAGUUUAAGAAUUUACAAGUAGAUCCCAGAAUUAUUUUUAAAGUUCGACAACUAUCUAGGUUAAAGAACACUAAAAGAUCGAACAGCAUUGCAGAAUUUGGAAUGCCUUUUGUAUUGAAAGAUUCUAAUCGCAAAUACUAUGAAAUACUUCGACCUCGUAAUCAUUCAGAGCUCGGUGAUCGAGUAAUCUACGACGGAAUUGAUCUACGAUUGCCAGUUUGGCAAUCGUAUCAAUAUUACAAUAGUUUUGCGGAUUCGCCGAUCUUUCACUUUGUUCCGAGUAUUCGUGAGAAAGGCGAUGACAUAUAUCGAUAUCCCACGGAAAUAUUUUUCGAGUAUGACCCCUUUAAAGAGCACCGGACUCAAGACUUGAAUCGACAAUUCGCGAAACGAAAUAGAUUUCGUACGAAAAAAGAAGACUCUGUCGAAUUUCCGAGAGAUAAUUUAACAAACAAAAAUUCGAAGUCCAAAUUCAUGCAGAUAAAGUUUCACAUGGAAAUGGACAAGCCAACCCUUGCAAAUCGCAAAGAUCAUCUCGUUUCCAGUGAAACAAAAUACACAGGAAAGAUGAAAGAAAUUAACAAAACAAAAACGAAAUUAAUAAAAUAAAUAGGAUUUUUGAUCGAUGAGCAUUAAAGGCUUUUAAUUUAUUGGCAUAAAUAUACAUAAUUAUUUUUAAAAAUUUAAUGUAAUCUAUAGCCCAAUAUGGAAGAUAAAUCAAGGAACUUGAAGAAUAUAUCGGAUUGAUGUAAACACGCGAAGAAAGGGUGCUGCAUUGCAUCGCGUUGCAUUUUCAGGUCAAAUCAUGACGUGAUAAUUGUCAACGGGCGUCUAAAUAAUUUCAUAAUCAGAUAAAUCGGAUAAAUCGACGAUGCGCGAUUAUCGUAAUUGACACAUUCGCCAUAUCUAUGCACCAGACAAGCCUCGUAAAUCGUCCUAGCUCGUUGGGAUGAACUCGGUGUCGUCGCGUGUUUGCAUACACGUACCAUCGUCCGCGCUAAUCCAUCUGCAUGAACGCCAUCGCUGCAGUGCAGUUAAUGGUGUUGUCUUCCAAUAAUUAGAUUAGCAGAUUGUGUCAAAAGUUAAGAGACUUCGACAGGUGAACGUCACGUCUUAAUCUAACAUUAAGUUAGAGCGAUUUAGAAUUUAUAUGUGUCACGUAUAAGUUUGUCGAAUAUUUCUUCAAAGCACAAAUAUUGAAGAGAAAAGCAACUAUCUAUCUUAGCUUUUGCUAAGAUACAACAACAUUGCGCUUUAUUUUUAUUUAGCCAGAUUAUGUAAUAUUUACCUUAUUUGUAUUUAGAA
Messenger RNA from Pogonomyrmex barbatus (red harvester ant), 5055 nucleotides. RefSeq lists its product as uncharacterized. NCBI's taxonomy places the organism in Eukaryota, Metazoa, Arthropoda, Insecta, Hymenoptera, Formicidae. The record is from RefSeq and is a predicted model, not a curated record.